CAGACUCCUUAGGAGGAGGAAGGAACAACCAUGGAGCCAGACAACAUACAUCGAGUCUCCCUCUGUAGUAGAGAUGCCCACUGGGACUCAUCUUUCUACCUCACAAGCUUUGGUCAGUUGAAACUGUCAAUAGAUAAACAAGACCGAGUUUUGCUUCUUCACAUCAUAGAAGCCAGAGAUCUCAUGACCAAAGACUCUCGACCUUGUGAUGCUUAUGUGAAGGUGUCUGUGGUACCUGAUAAUGAUCGAAAACGGAGACAGAAAACUCAGACCAUCCCAGACUGUAAAAAUCCAGCUUUCCAUGAACAUUUUUUCUUUCCCAUCCAAGAGGCAGAUGAGCAGAAGAGGCUUCUGGUUGCUGUGUGGAACAGAGAGAGAGACCAUAGACAGAGUCAACUUAUCGGCUGCAUGAGCUUUGGGGUGAAGUCUCUGCUGGACCCUGACAAGGAGAUCAGUGGCUGGUAUUUUCUUCUGGGACGGGACCUGGGCCGCACAAAGCAUCUUAAGGUGGCCACUCGGCGGUUGAAGCAGAGCAGAGAUCUAUUACUGAGAAAGCCUGAGCUAGCACUGAAACAUGUGGACACAGAAAACAUGCAGUUAUUCAAGAUCACCAUCCCAAGGGGAAGGGACGGCUUUGGUUUCACCAUCUGCUGUGACUCUCCAGUUCGAGUUCAAGCAGUAGAUUCUGGCGGCCCCGCAGAGCGGGCAGGGCUGCAGCAGCUAGACACGGUGCUACAGUUGAACGAGCAGCCUGUGGAGCACUGGAAAUGUGUGGAGCUGGCACAUGAGAUCAGGAACUGCCCUGGUGAGAUCAUCUUGCUGGUGUGGCGCAUUAUCCCUCAGAUCAAACCUGGGCCCGAUGGUGGUGUCCUACGCAGGGCCUCCUGCAAGUCAGCCCAUGACCUCCAGUCCCCCCCAAAUAAACGGGAGAAGAACAGCAUCCUGGGUACCAGGCCUGAGCAGCGCCGCAGCUGUCACCUGGUGUGUGACAGCUCUGAUGGGCUACUUGUGGGUGGCUGGGAGCGCUACAGUGAAAUGGGGAAACGGACCCAGCACACUUUGCCCCCGUUGUCCCGGGCUUCAGCUCCCACUGACCCCAACUACAUCAUCUUGGCUCCUUUGAACCCCGGGAGCCAGCUUCUGAGGCCCUUGUAUCAAGAGGACAGCAUCCCAGAGGAUACAGGGAACACUAGCAAAGGGAAAUCCCACACGGGCCUGGGGAAGAAAUCCAGACUGAUGAAGACAGUGCAGACUGUGAAAGGCUAUGGUAACUACCAGAACUGUACCAUCAUGAAGGCCCACAGCCCACACUCAAGCUAUGGCACCUAUGUGACACUGGCUCCCAAAGUCUUGGUGUUUCCCAUUUUUGUGCAGCCCCUAGAUCUCUGUAACACAGCUCGGACUCUGUUGCUGGCUGAAGAACUUAUGCUUUAUGAAGGGAGAAACAAAACCUCCAAGGUGACAUUGUUUGUGUACUCUGACCUGUUGCUCUUCACCAAGGAGGAUGAGCCAGGACGAUGUGAUGUCCUGAGGAACCCACUCUACCUCCAGAGUGUAAAACUGCAGGAAGGUUUGUCAGAAGACUUGAAAUUCUGUGUGCUCUAUUUGGCAGAGAAGGCGGAGUGCUUAUUAACUUUGGAAGCAUACUCACAAGAGCAGAAGAAGAGGGUGUGUUGGUGCCUGUCUGAGAACAUUGCCAAGCAGCAGCAGCCAGCAGCCGCGCCACCAGAGAACAAGAUGCUUGAGACAGACGUGGAUGAAAGAAGAGAGAUGCCUUCUGAGGAGGAGGUACCCCCUUCUAAUGAGGUGGGGGUUAGGGGGGCAUCCGAGGAACCAGGCCCUCCUGAGAGCAACCGUUCCCAAAAGGAGGCAGUUGUAGGGGAGGCCUCAAGCCUGGAAGUGCCCCUGCCUGCCGAGUGGGUGGCCAAUGGGGCAACUGAGGAACCUGGGCCUCCUGCUGGUGACUGUCCUCAAGGGGAAGAGCCCGCAGAGGAGGCUGCAGGCUCUAGGGCCCCUCCCUUAACUGACAAGCAGCUCUUUGUGAUCCCCGAGGUCCGCCUGGACUGCACCUUCAGCCAGAGCUUAGGGGCAGAAGGGAUAGAGCAGGAUGGUGUCCUGCUGGAUGAAGAGGCAGAAGAAGAGGAGGAAGAAGUCGAGGGUGAGGAGGGGUAUGAGGAUGAGGAUGACGAAAGUGAUGACAACUACCUAGACCGGAACGAGGCAAAGCGGUGCAGCAUGAUCGAGACAUCGGGCACCGAAGGGGCCUUCAUGCUGACGGUGCAGAGCUCCCUGCGGCGCCGCACCCACAGCGAGGGCAGCCUCCUGCAAGAGCCCAAGAGCCACUGCUUCACCUCGGACACCACCCUCAACUGCUCCGACGGGGAGGCCAAGAAGAGCGGCUGGGCCCUGGCCUCCCCGAGCACGAUGAAGAAGGAGCUGACCCGCAAUGGGGGCUCCAUGCACCACCUCUCCCUCUUCUUUACAGGACAUAGAAAGCUGAGCGGGGCUGAGGCAAGCUGUGAUGAUGGUGCUGAGGCAUCUCAGAAGAGGAGCAAAAAACUGGCCAAAGAUAUGAAGAACAGAUUGGGGAUUUUCCGGAGAAGAAAUGACUCUCCUGGGGGCAAUGUGGCUGGCAAGGCGGACAAAGGGAUGAAAUCCCUGAAACCCACCUCUGAGGAGGCACUCAAGUGGGGAGAAUCUCUGGAGAAACUGCUGUUGCACAAAUAUGGACUAGCAGUAUUUCGUGCCUUCCUACGAACAGAGUUCAGUGAAGAGAACCUGGAAUUUUGGCUGGCAUGUGAGGACUUCAAGAAAGUCAAGUCUCAAUCCAAGAUGGCAUCCAAGGCAAAGAAGAUUUUUGCAGAAUAUAUUGCCAUCCAGGCGUGUAAAGAGGUGAACCUGGACUCCUACACGAGGGAACACACCAAGGACAACCUGCAGAAUGUCACCAGGGGCUGCUUUGACCUGGCCCAGAAGCGCAUCUAUGGGCUUAUGGAGAAGGACUCCUAUCCUCGUUUCCUCCGCUCAGAGCUCUACUUAGACCUCAUUAACCAGAAGAAGCUGAGCCCUCCAUUGUAGGGUGCUCCCAUCCCUUCCCCCGGGCAGCCCAGGGGACAUGAAUGUUUACAUGAAGCCAGCCCGGCAGGUGGCCUGCCCUCUCCCUCCCCACCCUCCUGAGGAUGGCUGAGAGAAUGGACCACUCUGUCGCCUGUGACUCCUCGAAGCCAUAUCUCUGUUGGACUGGCCCAUGGACAUAUGAGAAGCCGGAGGCCUGGACUACAAGAGUCCCUGGGCACUCGAGAAGCCAGUGGGCUGGUGCCAUGCGUGUCGGCACCCUGCCCCCACCCCCAGUGCUGCUUUCUGGUACGACGAUGCCUGCCCCAGGAUCGGGCCUAUGGGCAUGGCACAUAGGCAGGGCUUUGGUACAGGCUGACAGGUUCUUGUCCAGGCAGCAAGGAGCCAGGGGCAGGUGUGAAGCUGGGGGGACAGGGGACCAACCAGUACAGGAAACUUUACCUCUAACUUAUGAGCUCCACCAAGUGUCCUCCAGCACGGGCCUGCCCCCCCUUCUGGGUCACUUCACAGUGAUCAGGGCCCUGAAAGAACUGGGUAGCAGAAGGCGGGGGUGAGGAAGGUAUUCCCUGGGCCAGGAGGCAGGUGCUCAGGUGACUUAUCCUGUAGGUUUUGGCCUCCAGGUGCCAUCCCUUGGGACCCUGGUGCUCAGCACCCUGACAUCCCCACCCUGGACCCUGGCCUCAGGAUUUUAUUUAUUUCAACACUGUAGCCGAAUGCUUGAUGCAUUGUUCUGUAAUAGGAAAUCCUUGCCUCUUUAUUUUCUUAAUUUACAAGUGCAAUAUUUUAAAUAUGUUUUCGUGGGAAGCUACAAAGCAGAAUGACCGUUCUAUUUUAAGAAGGUGUACACACUUUUAUAAGUUGGGGCGGGAGGGAGGGUUGUUUUUUUGCCCAAGGGACCCUGGCAGCAGGCAGUUGGGGUCCCUGGAUGUAUAUAUUAUUUGUUGAAAAUCUCAAGUUCAAUAAUAUGAACAAAGUGCCGUGCAAGCCUGACCCUCAGCAGAGGGACAGUAUCUCUGACGGGGCCCACCUGGCUCUGGACAGCACAUUUGGUCCCUGAGAGCCGUUGCUGUGGCUCCCAAACCAUCCACACAGCCAGGUGAUGGAAUGAAUAAAAGGCCCAUUUGACUUCUGUUA
This is a messenger RNA of Phascolarctos cinereus (koala), 4209 nucleotides long. The record is from RefSeq and is a predicted model, not a curated record. NCBI's taxonomy places the organism in Eukaryota, Metazoa, Chordata, Mammalia, Diprotodontia, Phascolarctidae.